Zonotrichia leucophrys gambelii is the source of this 3936-nucleotide messenger RNA. Its product is annotated as LON peptidase N-terminal domain and RING finger protein 1-like. The record is from RefSeq and is a predicted model, not a curated record. Lineage: Eukaryota; Metazoa; Chordata; Aves; Passeriformes; Passerellidae. Bases 101 to 1945 code for a protein of 614 amino acids. The transcript has 12 exons. Gene Ontology annotation, molecular function: ubiquitin protein ligase activity; protein binding; metal ion binding.
CGGGGCGGGAGCGGCGCGGGGCGAUGCGCGGGGGCGCGGCGGCGGCCGGGCCGUGCGGGCACCGCCGGCUUUAGGGAGGACAGCUCCCCUCAGCGCCGCCAUGAGCGGCCCGAGCUCCCCUCCGCCCGGGGAGAGCCCCUCCGGGCAGCCCCUGCGGCUGGACCUGCUGCGCUGCCCCUGCUGCCGCCUGCUCCUCUGGGAGCCGGUGACCGCGUCCUGCGGUCACUCCUUCUGCAAGCCGUGCCUCGGCGGGGCCGGCCCGUCCCGCUGCCCGCUGUGCCAGGAGCGGCUGGAGCUGCCGGGCAUCGGGGCGGCGAGGUGCAGCGUGGUGCUGUGCGGGAUCCUGGAGCGAUGCGUGCCCCGGGAGCGGCGCCUGGCCGGGCUGGCGGAGCGCGUCCGCCACCGCCUCGCCCGCGGGGACGCGCGGGACGCGCUGAGGAUGGCGCAGAGAGGGGUCGAGCUGGCCCUGGAGUGCAGCUCCCUGCGGCUGUGCCGGGCAGAGGCCCUGCUGGCCCUGGGGCAGCUCCCACAGGCUCUGGAGGACCUGGAUGCUGUGUGCAGGGCUGAGCCUGGGCACCACGAGGCCUUCUUCAGGAAAGGGAAGGUGCUCCUGGAGAUGGGGCAGAGAGCCGAAGCCCUGCAGGCGUGGGAGCACUGCCUGACACUCAGUCCCCAUUGCCAGCUGGCUCGGAGAGAGAUGGAGAAGGUCAUCAUGGAAGCUGAUGCUCCUCAGCCAUGCACGGCUGCACACCUGGGUGAUGCUCACCUGAGCUCAGCUGGUUCCCAGGUCAAUGGAGGGAGCCCAGUCCUCCCAUCUUCCACACAAACUCAGGAUCAGGAGGGAGAGCUGGCAGAGGGCCGAGGGGGUGCUGGGUGUGAGCAGAGCCAGGACAGAGCCACCCUUCCCCAGCCAGAACCGGCGACGGCGACAGAGAGUCAGGGCCAGGGCCUGCUGGAUAACAAGGAGGAAACAGCAAACUGUACCCAGCCAUGCCUUGGGGAGUCACUGAGCAUUUCUGACUUGGAGUGCUCCCUCUGCAUACGGAUGUUCUUCGAGCCGGUGACAACGCCCUGUGGUCACACCUUCUGCAAGGAGUGCCUGGAACGCUGCCUGGACCACAGGCCCAACUGCCCCCUCUGCAAACAGAGCCUGAGAGAGUACCUGAAGGCUGGGAGGUACAGCCCCACAGUGCUGCUGCAGGACAUCAUGCUGGCCACCUUCCCCACACAGCUGGCUGAGCGCCGGGAGCUGCACCGGGCAGAGAUGGCAGAGCUCUCCAACUUGACCAAGAACAUCCCCAUCUUUGUGUGCACGAUGUCCUUCCCUGGCAUCUCCUGCCCUCUGCACGUCUUCGAGCCUCGGUACCGCCUGAUGAUCCGGCGGUGCCAGGAGAGCGGCACCAGGAGGUUUGGCAUGUGCAUCUAUGAGAAUGGGAAAAGCUUUGCUGACUAUGGCUGCAUGCUGGAGAUCCGUCAGGUGGAGCUGCUGGCUGACGGGAGGUCCUUGGUGGACACCAUCGGCCGGCAGCGGUUCCGCGUGCUGAGCCGCGGCCACAGGGACGGCUACCACACCGCCGACAUCGAGUUCCUGGAGGACAGGAAGGUGUCUGGGGAGGAGCUGCAGGAGCUGCAGUGCCUGCACGAGAGCACCUAUCGGCUGGCGCAGCGGUUCUGUGAGCAUGGGGACCUCACCUCCAGGCACUUCCUGAUGCAGCAUGGACCACUGCCAGAGAAGGAGGAGGACAUCCAGGCUUCAGCAGACGGCCCGACGUGGUGCUGGUGGCUGAUCUCCAUCCUGCCCCUGGACCCGUCCUACCAGCUGAGCCUGUUCUCCUGCACGUCGCUGCGGGCGCGGCUGUCGCAGCUGCAGCGCAUCCUGACGGCGCUGCUGCAGCAGCCCCCGCCCCGGCCCCUGCUGCCCGAGCGCAGCCCCCGCCGCCUCUGAGCGCCCCGCCCUCCCCGCACCCACCUCCACCCUCGGCUUUCUCUCUCUGUGUGGUUUGAGUGCGGUUUGAGCCCUCCUUUCCACGCUCCAAAAAGUGACCUCAGCGAUGGGCUGGGUGCUGUGCCCAGCUGGCAGUGACACUGUGCCGUCCGUGCCACCUCUGGAGCUGCUGUGCUGUGCCACCCGAGCUGGGCUGUGAAUCCAAAGCCAAAAUCAAUGGCUGAGUGGCCUCUGCACUGAGGAGGAUUCUCCUUAGGGGGAGGACUGAGUGCUGGGAUUGCCGCAGUUUGGGUUCUUCCACUCCGAAGGACAGUUUAGGUUCUUCCAUUUUGAAGGACAGCUUAGGAUCAUUUGGUAGAUUAUCCCAAUUCACACAGGAAAUUUAGAGCCUGGGGAGAGGUGGCACUGGGGAAGCAGAGAAGUUCCAAAGGCUUCCCUUGGAGGAUGCUGAUGGCUCUGCCGCUGCUUACAGCUUUGUGUUUGAACAAGAAGAAAGGUUAAAUUAAACAAUCUCAAUCUCCCACCUCCACGGCCACAUGGUGAGGAGGUGGUUGUAUUUGAAUGCUCUCAGGUCCAGACCCCCCCUUCCCACUGCUCUGCUCGAUGCUGUGCUGUUUGCUGGCCAGACCUGGACACUGCCAGCCAUUCCCCUCCCUGCCAGCUCCAGUGCUGUGAAAUGCCGUGGGAAGGGGAAUUCUGUCAGCUUUGGUGCUUUUCCCCUACCCCAAAACUGCUGUUCCCAACCCUGGCUGGGUUCAGGUUACAGGGUUGGACCUGGGAGGAGUUCAUAGCACAAGGGAGUUAAGUCUGGAAGUUCUGUUGUGAGACUUUCUGUUCCUUGACCAAUGCGAUUUCCCCCUGUUCUGUGUUUGUUGUGAACUUUCUGCUUCCUCAGGAGAAAAUCAGGAUCUCAGCCGAGGCUGGACCCUUGCACUUGGGACUCAGAAUAGUUCAGGAUCCCCCAAAGGAGCACAGUGAAGUCAAAGGGAUCCAAAUAUCUGGAUUGGAGGGAUGGGGCAGGAUCAGUGACCCAGGCCAGGAGCCACAUGUCAGGGAGCGAGUGCUUGGCUGCUGCUUGUCUCUAGACACAGGGCAAACACUCUCUGGACAGACCAGGCCUCCAUGGAAAUCCUGAAGAUUUGGGAUUUUUGUCUUUGAUCCAUAAUUUCUGUGGCUUUGGGUUCAAUUGCAGGAGUGACAUCCACCUGGUUGUUGGAUUGCUCCUGGAAUUUUAUCCCUGCACUUCUCAAAGGCACCACACCCCCUCAGAGAGCUGUUGGAUGUGUGUGGGAGAGAAAAUGAGGGCCCUGCUCCUCACUGCAGGUGUUUGUGGGCUGAGCCUGGCUGGGACACUGGCUCCAGAGCGCUCCCUGCUCAGGGCCACCACCUUCCCCUGUCCUGUCUCCAGGAGUGGGCAGUCCCUGUCCCCCUGUCCAUCCAAGUGCCUCCCUGGAGUGACAGUCAGGAGCAGGGCUGGCUCCCCAGGAUCCCCUGUGAGCACAGGGCAGCUGAGGACAGCCCAGAGCUGGAUUUGCUCCUCACCUUUGAGCCACAGUGCUGGCCCAGGAGCACCAGGACUCCCAAGGAGCCAUUUCCCUGGCAUGUCAGCUUGGCAGGGCUGGGGCAGGGGAGGAAGGGAUGCUUUGCACUCCCAGGGCAGGUGGCAGGGUGACACUGAAUUCAGGAAGUGCCUUUCUUUCCCCCAGGGGCAAUGUGUGACAUCCCCAGCCCAAGGCACUCACCUGCCCCCUGAGCUGCUGCUUCCCCAGGGCUGGGGGUCCCCGUGGGUCCCUCCAGCAAGGGGGGGAUGUAGGAGAUCCCCUGUCACCCUGGGGAGGGCCCAGAGCCACCUCUGCCUGGCUGCUUUGGGAAGGGAUCCCUGCAAAUUGCUCCAGUUUGCUUGGAGCACCUUUGUGGUUUUUAUGACUGUCUUUGCUCUUGGAGUUACGUUUUCUUUCAGGUCGUUGAAAUAAAGACCUUUUGUUGUUGUU